GAUAAGAUUAUGGAUUACUCUCUCGGACUUCUUAGGAAUGAGGACUUUACUACUGCGCGUCAAAGAAUAAAAUUUUAUAACCAUGACAGCCAAGACCGCUACAACCGCACCGGCCACUCCCACCUCACCUCCCUGGACAGCUCGGACUACAGCAGCGUGCUUGUGUCUCCCGUGCUGGUGGCCAGCGCGGUCAUAGGCAUGGUCGUCGCCAUCUCCUGCGUCACCAUCAUCGUGGGCAGCCUCCGCCGGGACAGUCAGGGCGGGUCCCAGCAGUCCCGCCGCCGCCGCCGAGAGUUCGAGGACAGCCAAGACUCGGAGGAGUCCUCGUACUGGAGCCGCGGGGUGCGCUACGCCUGCAGCCUUGUGGGGGACUGGCCCCCACCCACGGACCUGAGCGCUGGCGAGGAGGCGAACACCAUGGUGCUCCGGGAGCUGUACACGGAUUCCCCACCCCGUUACGAGGAGUGCAUGGGGCCAGGAGCCACUCAGAUGUACCUCCCCACGGACGCGCCUCCACCCUACUCGCUGACCGACGCCAACCCCGGAGGCUGCCAGCAGGGGCAGAGUGGCCCCCGCACCGUCUCCAUGGAUGCCCUGCCCACUUACGAGGCUGUGUGUGAGGUCCACCCUCCAUCGAGCCUGCUGCCACUGCCAGGCCCGGAGCCGGGGCCAAGGAGUCCCCCGGGCUCGCCCGGGAGGGUUGUGUGA
Phyllostomus hastatus (greater spear-nosed bat) is the source of this 708-nucleotide messenger RNA. It is a transcript of the gene BEAN1, whose product is annotated as brain expressed associated with NEDD4 1. Lineage: Eukaryota; Metazoa; Chordata; Mammalia; Chiroptera; Phyllostomidae. The coding region runs from base 10 to 708 and encodes 232 amino acids. The record is from RefSeq and is a predicted model, not a curated record. The transcript has 4 exons.